Triticum aestivum (bread wheat) is the source of this 892-nucleotide messenger RNA. RefSeq names its product putative homeobox-leucine zipper protein HOX26. Lineage: Eukaryota; Viridiplantae; Streptophyta; Magnoliopsida; Poales; Poaceae. Gene Ontology annotation, molecular function: DNA-binding transcription factor activity, RNA polymerase II-specific; sequence-specific DNA binding. The coding region runs from base 54 to 683 and encodes 209 amino acids. The transcript is spliced from 2 exons. Gene Ontology annotation, biological process: regulation of DNA-templated transcription. The record is from RefSeq and is a predicted model, not a curated record.
UCGAUAUCUCUCGAUCGACGGCACCCGCGAUUUCACUUGAUUUUGGUUCCAAGAUGUCUAGCCUUACGACCAUAAGCAGCGCUAGUAAGGAAUCGAUGGAGGUGGAGGAGCUCGUCGACACUAGGCUUUCGCUCGUGAUCGGCGCCGGGAGCCAACCGCCGCCGGUGCCAGAGGAAGCGGGUCACGUGGCGGGAAAUAUCGGAAGGAAGAAAGGGGAGAGGUGGAUAGGCGGCAGUAGUACAAGGCAGCAUGGCAAGAGGGCCAGGGCUGUGCACGGCGGCAGCGACAUCGACGAGGACGACGACGGAGGGGACGCAGCCGGCCGCGCGAGGAAGAAGCUCCGGCUCACCGGGGAGCAGGCGGCGCUGCUGGAGAAAAGCUUCCGCUCCCACAACGUCCUCUCCCAUGGUGAGAAGCAGGAUCUUGCGGGGCAGCUUGGGUUGAAGCCGAGGCAGGUGGAGGUGUGGUUCCAGAACAGGAGGGCGCGCACCAAGCUCAAGCAGACGGAGCUCGACUGCGAGCUGCUGCGCCGGUGGUGCGAGCGCCUCAGCGACGACAACGCGCGGCUCCGGCGAGAGCUCGCCGAGACACGCGCGGUCCUCCUCGUCGGCGGUUCACAGGACUCGACGCUCACGGGGUGUCCUUCCUGCAACAGGCUCGCCGGCGGCCGGAGGGCGGCCUAGUCGAUUUCGACUGCAAGAUUAAUUACCGCCGCCAUAGGACUAGUCAACUAGAAGUGCGCUGUCACGGAGUACUUGUUAACUGUAGCAUACGAUAGGCUAUAGGGUAUAGGGUAGUGAAUUAUCUAGGCAUGACGGAAAUAUGGAGUGUGUGGUGAGGUUUAUCUAGACUUACGUUCACGUGAGCCUGACGAGCUGACAAAAAAAAGGGG